AUGAUUAAAUAUGCGGAAUUACAAAGCCCCAAUUCGAUCUAUGUGAUACUUACAAACUGUAUUUCGUCGAGUGUGUUCGCGGAGCCAUUUGGCGGCGGUUCUGUUGGUAUACAUAUACCCGGCAUAGGCCUGGGUUCUAUAACCGAAUCUCGAUGCCCCCGAGUGUGUUCAUGUAAUGGAUUAACGGUUGAUUGUUCACAUCGUGGCUUGACGCAGGUUCCACGUAAAAUAUCUGCCGACGUAGAGAGAUUAGACCUACAAGGAAAUAAUAUAACUGUGAUUUUCGAGUCUGAUUUUCAAAGAUUAACCAAACUCCGAAUACUGCAACUAACCGACAACCAAAUUCAUACCAUCGAGAAAGGUUCUUUACAGGAUUUAAUUUCCUUGGAGAGAUUACGCCUUAAUAACAAUCGACUAAAGGCAAUACCUGAUAACUUUGUCACAAGUUCAGCGAGUCUUUUGCGAUUGGAUGUAUCCAAUAAUGCGAUUACUACUGUGGGCCGUAGGGUUUUUAAAGGAGCACAAUCAUUACGCAGCCUUCAGUUGGACAAUAAUCAAAUCACAUGCUUGGAUGAACAUGCGUUUAAGGGUUUGGUCGAUUUGGAAAUACUCACACUCAACAAUAACAAUUUAACAUCCUUGCCACAUAAUAUAUUCAAUGGAUUGAGUCGCUUGCGAGCUCUGCGACUUUCUGAUAAUCCAUUUUCUUGUGAUUGUCAUUUGUCGUGGUUAUCACGAUUUCUACGCAAUGCACCACGAUUAGCACCAUAUACACGAUGCCAAUCGCCUUCACAACUAAAAGGACAAAACGUAGCAGACUUACAUGACCAAGAGUUCAAAUGUUCAGGACUAACUGAACACGCACCGCUCGAAUGUGGCCUUGAGAACAGUUGUCCCCAUCCUUGCCGAUGUGCCGAUGGUAUUGUCGACUGUCGCGAAAAAAGUUUGACUGCUGUUCCGGCCACUCUUCCAGAUGAUACAACGGAAUUGCGGCUUGAACAAAAUUUCAUUACCGAACUUCCACCAAAAGCGUUUGCUAAUUUUCGGCGUUUAAGGCGGAUCGAUUUGUCUAACAAUAACAUUUCAAGAAUUGCACACGAUGCCCUAAGUGGCCUUAAGGCACUAACCACACUUGUUCUAUAUGGCAAUAAAAUAAAGGAUUUGCCCUCGGGCGUUUUUAAAGGACUUUCAUCACUUCAGUUGCUCCUGUUAAAUGCCAAUGAGAUUUCGUGCAUUCGCAAGGAUGCUUUUCGCGACUUGCACAGCCUGAGCUUACUAUCCCUGUACGACAACAACAUUCAAACGCUGGCAAAUGGCACUUUUGAUGCCAUGAAGAGCAUUCAGACACUGCAUCUGGCAAAGAAUCCUUUUAUUUGCGAUUGUAAUCUGAGAUGGUUGGCCGACUACUUGCACAAAAACCCCAUUGAAACAAGUGGUGCUCGGUGUGAAUCGCCCAAGCGCAUGCAUCGUCGACGUAUUGAAACAUUGAGGGAGGAGAAAUUCAAGUGCUCUUGGGAUGAAAUGCGGAUGAAACUCUCGGGAGAAUGUCGACUGGACACUGACUGUCCAGCGCAGUGUCAGUGUGACGGACCAAUUGUGGAUUGCUCUGGACGCGGUUUGAAGGAAAUUCCGCGUGACAUACCAUUGCACACUACUGAAUUAUUGUUGAAUGACAACGAGUUGGGACGAAUAACGUCGGAUGGCUUAUUUGGUCGUUUGCCGCAUUUGGUUAAAUUGGACCUCAGACGAAACAAAAUCAGCAGCAUAGAUGCUAACGCAUUUGAGGGUGCCUCCCACAUACAGGAUCUGCAAUUAGCCGAGAAUAAAAUCAAAGAAGUCUCCAAUAAAAUGUUUUUGGGUCUCCAUCAGUUAAAAACAUUGAAUCUAUACGACAAUCAAAUUUCUUGUGUAAUGCCAGGAUCCUUUGAGUUUCUAACAUCACUAUCGUCCCUGAAUUUGGCCUCCAAUCCAUUUAAUUGUAACUGCCAUUUGGCAUGGUUCUCUGAUUGGCUACGUAAACGGGAAUUGAAUGGCGGUGCUGCCCGUUGUGCCACACCGUCAAAGGUGCGCGAUGUGCAAAUACAAGAAUUACCCCACCAUGAGUUUAAAUGUACGUCAGACAAUAAUGAGGGAUGCUUGGGAGAUGACUACUGUCCACCAAUGUGCACGUGCACCGGAACUGUUGUACGAUGUUCACGAAACAAUUUAACGGAAAUUCCCCGUGGAAUUCCGAGCGAAACAACUGAGCUGUACCUGGAGUCCAAUGAAAUUUCCAUUAUACACAGCGAUCGGAUCCGUCAUUUGAAGUCACUCUCACGACUGGACUUGAGUAAUAACAAAAUAACCAUGUUGUCGGACUACACGUUUGCGAAUUUGACGAAGCUUUCCACACUAAUAAUAUCAUUUAAUAAUUUGCAAUGCCUGCAACGACAUGCACUGGCAGGAUUAAACAAUUUGAGGGUCCUUUCUUUGCACGGCAAUCAAAUAUCGAUGAUGCCCGAAGGCUCAUUUGAAGACUUGAAGUCACUAACACACAUUGCUCUAGGUAGCAACCCCCUGUAUUGCGAUUGCUCACUGAAAUGGUUUGCGGAUUGGGUAAAAUUGGAUUAUAUUGAACCUGGAAUUGCGAGUUGUUCGGAGCCAGAACAUAUGAAAGAUAAACUGAUACUUUCGACUCCCGCGCAUAGUUUUGUAUGCAAGGGCAAAGUGAGCAACAGCAUAUUGGCGAAGUGUGAUGCAUGCUUCACAUACCCCUGUCAAAAUAAGGGCAAAUGUGUGUCAUUGCCAGAACGAGACUACCAAUGUCUGUGCCAGCCCGGUUACCAUGGCAAGCACUGUGAAUUUAUGAUUGAUGCGUGCUAUGGUAAUCCCUGUCGAAAUAACGCAACCUGCACUGUGCUUGAAGAAGGUCGUUUCAGCUGCCAGUGUGCCCCAGGAUACACGGGUGCUCGUUGCGAAACCAACAUUGAUGAUUGCUUGGGUGAAAUUAAGUGUCAAAAUAAUGCCACAUGUAUUGAUGGUAUUGAAUCAUACACAUGCGAAUGUCAGCCUGGCUUUACCGGAGAAUAUUGUGAUACGAAAAUUGAAUUUUGCAGUCCAGAAUUCAACCCGUGUGCUAAUGGAGCUAAAUGCCAGGAUCACUUCACUCACUACACGUGCGAAUGCAUGCCAGGAUUCCAUGGAAUAAAUUGUACAGACAACAUAGAUGAUUGUCAGAAUCAUAUAUGUCAGAAUGGGGGAACUUGUGUCGAUGGCAUCAACGAUUAUGUUUGCAUGUGUCCCGACGAUUUCACUGGGAAGUAUUGCGAAGGACAUAACAUGGUGUCAAUGAUGUAUCCCCAGACAUCACCUUGUCAGAACCAUGAAUGUAAACAUGGGGUAUGCUUCCAACCAAAUCCCUCCGGCUCCGACUACUUGUGUAAAUGCCAUCCAGGUUAUACGGGAAAAUGGUGCGAAUAUUUGACGAGCAUUAGUUUUGUACACAACAACUCAUUUGUUGAAAUGGAACCGCUGCGAACAAAACCUGACGCCAACGUGACAAUUGUCUUCAGUACUUCGGAACAGAAUGGCAUUCUUAUGUAUGAUGGACAAGACGCACAUUUGGCAGUCGAACUUUUCAAUGGCAGAAUACGAGUUAGUUAUGACGUGGGUAAUUAUCCAGUGUCGACAAUGUACAGUUUUGAAAUGGUCGCCGAUAGCAAAUAUCAUUCAGUUGAGUUGUUAUCGAUCAAAAAAAAUUUUACCUUAAGAGUGGAUCGGGGCUUAGCAAGAUCAAUUAUAAAUGAAGGCUCCAAUGAGUAUUUGAAACUUACAACGCCGUUGUAUUUGGGUGGGCUGCCUCCAGAGCCCGCACAACAAGCCUAUAAAAAUUGGCAACUUCGAAACCUCACCAGCUUUAAGGGAUGUAUGCGUGAAGUCUGGAUUAAUCACAAGCUAGUAGAUUUUGAGAAUGCGGCACGUCAGCAAAAGAUUACCCCCGGUUGCGCCUUACUAGAAGGAGAAAAUAACGAAGAUGAUGAGCAAGAUUUCAUGGACGAAACACCGCACAUUAGCAAAGAAGUUGAUCCAUGUGAAAAUAACAAAUGCAAAAGAGGAAGUCGCUGCGUGCCCAAUUCGAGCUCACGAGACGGAUACCAAUGCAAAUGCAAACACGGUCAAAAAGGACGUUACUGCGAUCAAGGUGAGGGCACCACCACAGAGCCCCCAUCAAACACUGUUACGUCGACUUGUCGCAAGGAACAGGUGAGAGAGUACUACACAGAAAAUGAUUGCAGAUCUAGACAGCCUCUGAAAUAUGCCAAAUGUGUGGGAGGCUGCGGCAAUCAGUGCUGUGCAGCGAAAAUUGUGCGAAGACGCAAGGUGCGCAUGGUAUGCAGCAACAAUAGGAAGUAUAUUAAAAAUCUAGACAUCGUAAGAAAGUGCGGGUGCACAAAGAAGUGCUACUGACUGAAAAAUGCGACUACCCAAAUAAACAACAGCAGCUUAGAUAAAAAUUUCACCAUUUUAAUUAGUAAUAAUAAUAAUAGUAGUAAUAAUAAUAAUAAUAGUAGUAAUACUUAUAGAGAUAGCAAUUAUACUUUAGAAGAUAGCUUUAAGGAUCAUGGAGACGAGGUGGCUGAAGACGACGACGACUAUAUGAAUGAAUAUGAGACUGAAGACGUGACGGACGACUAUACAGGAGAAAUGCAAUUGAAUCCAAGUACAGACUUCUAUGAUGACGACGAAGACGAUGAUGGACUGUAUGACGACGACAGAGACGUGACCGAGGAUGACAACGAUGAAGGACCCGAAUUGUUGCCUGAGGCUAAAGGUCUGAUUCAGUCAUCCAUAAAUGUCGGAGGGGCAGGGGAAGAGGAGGAGGAAGAUAUGGGAUAUGACGAGGACGAUGAACGUAUCGCCAUUGCCGUAGAACGGCCUAAGGAAGCACGUUUUCGUCCAAACAUAGACCAAGAACAAGGUUUUGUAAACGAAGAAGGCAGUGGCAACUUUGGCAGAUUGUCCAAGAACACAUACAAAGAUAACCAAAAUGACAGAUUUAGAUUCGAUUACAUGAAUAAGUACAGGCGGAAACAACAAAAGCUGAACGGAAGUCACAAAAGUGGGGACGGAACGGAGGCUGAUUUGCGAGAAAGCAGCGGCAAUUUUGCUAACGAUGAUGAAGAUAAUGAUGACGACAGCGAUGACGAUGACGACGAAGAGGGCGACGGGUUCUUCAAUUCUAAGCGAAAGUCUAACAGCCGUUACUUCCGCAAAAAUACCAACGAUGCAAUCAAAAUAAUUUCCACACCUUUGGGAAAAGUUGGCAUCGUAUACCAACAGACACCAACAAAUGGCGAAGAAAAAGAAGUGGACAAUAACGAAAAGAAGUCCACAUCAUUCACAGAUUUUGACGCCCUGUCGCCAGAUCCGGAGAGCAGUCAUCGUCUGGCGUCCUCUCAUCCGAAAAUUACACCGGUCUUAACACCCGAUGGCAAGGUUGCCCUGCUUUACCGCGGAGACUCCGAAAAUACUAAAUACGAACCAAUACGAAACCUUACAACACACAAAUUUAAUAAGAACUCAGAACAGAACUCGGAAAAGAAAACACACAGUGGGGCAGAUAGCAGCAGUGGCGAAUACGAUGAUUCGGAACAGUCUUCAGACACGGAUGAAGAUGAGGAGUCUAGAUUUGGCUCAAACAAUGACCAAAAUUCGCAAGUAUCCAAAACCACUGUUAAAGAGGAACAAGCUGCUAUUCUUCCCGCCCCGGAAAUGGCACCCACAACAGGAUCAUUCAUAAUUCGACCAACAGAUUCCGUACUGCCAAUGAUUAACCGGCCAUUGUCCGAGGUACUUGGCAUUAAAAAGAAUCAGUUUAAACAGUUCCGUGUCAAGGACAUCUCCACUACGACAGAACAAUCCACGCGACCCAUUCAUGGUCUUAAUGUUGACAAUUCCGAUUCUACUACCUUGCACUUCCUCACUAAAGUCAAUCUUGCCGAUUAUCCAACGUCGUCGCGUUCGAGAAACUUUGAUUUUGAUUUCAGUCGGGACAACACAAUGCUAGAUGAACGAACACGUCACAGAGAACAGGAGGCCAAAUCACAACUCAACAGCAACCUAAUGAAUGGUAAUAACUUGGACGAAAACAAUCAGGCAUCUCAAAUUGCCAACGAGGAAAUCUUAUCCAAAACUGAGGUGGUUAAUCUUGCAAUUAUACCUCACUUCGAUGAAGAACUCGAACGCCUGCAAAGGUUGCGUGAAUAUGAAGAACGUCGUCAUCAUCGCCAACGACACCGACAAAAGCAAAACGAUGAGGAUCUAUCGGGCAUACAUUGCAUCAUGCAGGCCAUGAUGGGUAUUGCAGCCAUUUCGACGGUUUUCGGGAUGCUUGGCACGUUCUUCAAGCAACGAAUUCUUGACCAGUUGCGCCUAAUGCACUGGUAGUACAACAAGGGUAUUCGAUUGUUCUUCGUCUUGCAAUUGAAUACCCCAUCGCACUUGUUCUUGUUGCCACUGUCGUUGUUAUCCUUAUUCUAAUCCCUUCUUUACGCCUUCUUUAGACGACU
Messenger RNA from Musca vetustissima, 6548 nucleotides. It is a transcript of the gene sli, whose product is annotated as protein slit. The transcript has 23 exons. Lineage: Eukaryota; Metazoa; Arthropoda; Insecta; Diptera; Muscidae. The record is from RefSeq and is a predicted model, not a curated record. Gene Ontology annotation, biological process: axon guidance; negative chemotaxis. Gene Ontology annotation, molecular function: heparin binding; Roundabout binding; calcium ion binding.